Arabidopsis lyrata subsp. lyrata is the source of this 631-nucleotide messenger RNA. Its product is annotated as 60S ribosomal protein L27-1. Gene Ontology annotation, molecular function: structural constituent of ribosome. Bases 150 to 557 code for a protein of 135 amino acids. The transcript has a single exon. Gene Ontology annotation, biological process: translation. Gene Ontology annotation, cellular component: cytosolic large ribosomal subunit; ribosome. NCBI's taxonomy places the organism in Eukaryota, Viridiplantae, Streptophyta, Magnoliopsida, Brassicales, Brassicaceae. The record is from RefSeq and is a predicted model, not a curated record.
AAAUCAAUAUAAUAAAACUAUUAGGCCAAAGUUAUAAAAUAUCAAAACUAUUGGGGUUAGAUUGAAAAUACUGAAUAAAUAGAUGCGUAUAAAUACCUCCCGAUAAACCCUAGAAACGCUAACCCCAAAAAUCCAAGAGAGCGACGACAAUGGUGAAAUGUAUGAAGCCAGGGAAAGCUGUGAUCCUCCUACAAGGACGAUACGCCGGUAAAAAGGCAGUGAUCGUGAAAUCCUUCGACGAUGGUACCAAUGAGAAACACUACGGUCACUGCCUCGUCGCCGGAUUGAAGAAGUACCCAAGCAAAGUCAUCCGCAAGGAUUCGGCGAAGAAGACGGCCAAGAAAUCGCGCGUGAAAUGUUUCUUCAAGUUCGUCAAUUACCAGCACGUGAUGCCUACGCGCUACACCUUGGAUUUGGAUCUCAAGAACGUUGUCUCCGGCGACGCGAUCUCGUCCAAGGAUAAGAAAGUGACGGCUCUUAAGGAAGCGAAGUCGAAGUUUGAAGAGAGGUUUAAGACUGGUAAGAACAGAUGGUUCUUCACCAAGCUUAGGUUUUGAAUUCUACAAAUUAAUUUAGUUUAAAGUUUCAAUUUUGUUGGUUAAAGUUUCAAUUUUUCUUGAAUUGUUUUCUG